Astyanax mexicanus (Mexican tetra) is the source of this 3743-nucleotide messenger RNA. RefSeq names its product casein kinase 1, delta a (gene csnk1da). The record is from RefSeq and is a predicted model, not a curated record. Gene Ontology annotation, molecular function: ATP binding; protein serine/threonine kinase activity. Gene Ontology annotation, cellular component: spindle microtubule; nucleus; cytoplasm. Bases 448 to 1647 code for a protein of 399 amino acids. Gene Ontology annotation, biological process: peptidyl-serine phosphorylation; signal transduction; regulation of circadian rhythm. The transcript is spliced from 10 exons. NCBI's taxonomy places the organism in Eukaryota, Metazoa, Chordata, Actinopteri, Characiformes, Acestrorhamphidae.
CGAUCCAGUCGUACGUCCACGAACGGCGGCCAAGCGUUCAAUGGUAGAAACGAAGAACGAAGCCAAACAAGAGGGAUCUGUUUCUGCAUACAAAAUCCGUCUUCAUCCGCUAACUAAACGCUGGAUUUUCAACACGAAACCGCCCAGAACACAAACUGCACAAUUUAAGCUUCCUAACGAACCCAAUAUUGUGGCGGUAUCGCGUCCGGAAUGUUAGAAAACAAAUGGUGAAAAGUGGGUGAUUGUUUUAGGAGAAUUAGCCAGCUAGCCAGUAGAGCUGCAUACAGGAGACUGGCUUGGGCUGAAGGCGAAUUGACAGACUGCGCUGAAUUUUUAUAAUUUUCCCCUUUUGUUGUGGGUAUUUUUUAAACAAAGUCGUUCGUAUAUAUUCAGACACCUACUGUUAUUGGAGCUAGCCACAUCGCUAGCUUUUAAUAGUGAUAUACGAUGGAGUUGAGAGUGGGGAACAGAUACAGGCUGGGGAGGAAGAUUGGAUCUGGAUCAUUUGGCGAUAUUUACUUGGGCACAGACAUCUCUGUGGGGGAAGAAGUAGCCAUCAAGCUAGAAUGUGUGAAAACCAAACAUCCUCAGCUGCACAUCGAGAGCAAGAUCUACAAGAUGAUGCAGGGGGGAGUUGGGAUCCCGACGAUUAAAUGGUGUGGGGCUGAGGGUGACUAUAAUGUGAUGGUGAUGGAGCUGCUGGGUCCGAGUCUGGAGGACCUCUUCAACUUCUGUUCCCGCAAAUUCAGCCUGAAGACUGUUCUGCUGCUGGCUGACCAGAUGAUCAGUCGUAUUGAGUACAUCCACUCCAAGAACUUCAUCCACAGAGAUGUGAAGCCUGAUAAUUUCCUGAUGGGCUUGGGGAAGAAGGGCAACCUUGUUUACAUUAUCGACUUUGGCCUGGCAAAGAAAUACAGAGACGCACGCACGCACCAACACAUCCCUUACCGCGAGAACAAAAACCUGACUGGCACUGCCCGCUACGCUUCCAUCAACACACACUUGGGCAUAGAGCAGUCCAGAAGAGAUGAUCUGGAGUCUCUUGGCUACGUGCUCAUGUACUUCAACCUGGGCUCUCUGCCCUGGCAGGGCCUGAAAGCCGCCACUAAGAGACAGAAGUACGAACGCAUCAGCGAGAAGAAAAUGUCCACCCCCAUCGAAGUCUUGUGCAAAGGAUACCCAUCUGAAUUUGCCACGUACCUCAAUUUCUGCCGUUCCUUACGCUUUGAUGACAAACCGGACUACUCUUACCUGAGACAGCUCUUCAGGAACCUCUUCCACAGACAGGGUUUCUCCUACGACUACGUUUUUGACUGGAACAUGUUGAAGUUUGGAGCAAACAGAGCAGCAGAAGAUGCUGAGCGGGAGCGCAGAGAUCGAGAGGACCGACUAAGACACGGCAGAAAUCCUGCAGCCAGGGGGAUGCCCUCAGCUUCCAGCAGACCGAGAGGAACGCAGGAAGUAGCGCCGCCCACACCCCUCACCCCAACCUCACACACAGGAAUGGAGCGCGAGAGGAAGGUCAGCAUGAGAUUACAUCGCGGCGCUCCAGUUAACAUCUCCUCGUCUGACCUGACUGGCCGACAGGACACUUCACGGAUGUCAACGUCACAGAAUAGCAUUCCCUUCGAUCAUCACGGCAAGUAGCUGCUCGCCACAUUCUGCUGUGAGAGGCAGGGGCAGCCCCGGGCCCUUUCCCGCGUCACCCCCAGCGGCCUGCAGUCUGCCGUCCCUCGGUGAGACCCGCACAGGCCACCAGGGGGCACUAGCAGCCCUCUUUUUCAGCACCAGGACUUCUCCAGCAUCUGCAGUCAACCUGAGCAAAUCAAAGCCAGACAGACAUUUCUUUUUUUAAUUUCUCCAAUGCAACUGAAUCCAAUGUCACACACCAGAGGGAGGGACGGACACCCACACUUUCUCCCUUACACAUGAAAAACGCGCACCUUCUCUCUCAGCCACACCUGUGCGCACACUCUCCAACACAAACAAAUAAAUAAACAAAAGCAGUCAGAGCACUCUUACACCUCCGUGCUCAUUCAGAGCGAGAAAAGAGAUGCUGGGCACACUUGGCCUUUCCAGCCUCUGUCGGUCUCUGUCUGUCUGUCUGUCUGUCCGUCUGUCCGUCUGUCUUACACAGUGCUGUACUUUCCACAGCCCAGCGCCAGUAAACAAGUACUGUCCUUGUGCUUACACUCACCUCUUGCGAAAAAAAGAACGAAAAAAUGGAAAAUUAACUGCAGCAGCUCAGAGAGGAACUGCACUGAUAGCCAUUGACAUUGUGCUUUUACUUUUUUCACUUUUUUUAUAAUUAUUAAUCUUUUCUUCUUCCCCUGAUCAAAUAAUGAUAAACUGCAAUUUAAAUUCUUUUAGAAACAUCAUUGUAUCAUUGGGCUUUGAUUAAUUAAAAGUUUUACAGCCUUUUUUUUCUUUUUAUACACACAUUAAACAAAAGAUCUGAUUUAUUCUAAUCUGACAUCUAAUCAUUCAGUCAGCAUGUCUGAAUGAAGCGCUGACUGUUUUCCCUUGGCUAUUUGUUCUUUAGGUUUUGGUGUAGUUUAGGUGUUUGUGUAUGGAUGGCCAGCCUAGGGAUGAUGUGGUCUGGAAAGUGAAUUGUGAACACACCAAUGCCACUUUAUCAUCACACAUUUUGGGUGAGAUUUUUAUUAUUAGUUUUUUGUGUUUGCAUUCCCUGAAGCUGCUGAAAGCUGUGAAAUGCCUGUACUGUGGAAUUCAUAUUAAUGUCACUUUGUUUUAAACGGACAGUGGCAGGUGGGUGAUGGGAUCUGUAACACAGGCACGUGUGUAGAGGAGUGCAGGUUUGUUGGAUGCUUUUUCUUUUUGUGGGGGGGCAGGUUUGUUUAUAGCAUCAAAGUUUAGACUGGCAUCUUAUUCUGGACAUAGAAGCAGCAUUUUGUUCAGGACCAGAUCUUUCUUGAGUGACUUAAGCUUCAUUUUGUCUUUUAAGGUGGAAACCAGUCCUCAGUACCCUUUAAGAUGUGCAUAUGCGACAAGUUUUUUCCCCUUUUUAUGAUGUUUUAUUUUAUUGAUUGAGAUUUCUUUUCAAUUCUUUUAUUUACUGAUUAUUAUCCAGGCUUUUAGCACCAUCCCCUCGGUCCCUCGCCAAGUCUUCAUUAUUUUUGGAUACUUCAGGAGCUUCAGUCUGUAGAAGAAGCUGUGAGGCACUCUCAGCCUGUCCACCUUCAUCGUUAGUAGAGCAUUUAGGCGUUUCUGUAGUCAGGGAUGGGGGGUAGUGGUGAAAUUGAACUUAUUCAGUUCUGUUGUGUAAAUAGGAUGUUUCUAGUGAUGGCGAGGUACCAUUUUUACAUAGCCUCUGUCUGUCUGUCUGUCUGUCUGCGUGUGUGUGUAGUGUGUGGGGGAAGAUGGUAGUGUGUAGAGGGAUGAGAGGGACUUUGUUCCAGUCUAGAUUUGUUCAGUUAGAGUUUUUCCUCUCCGGUGGUCUCACAAACAAAAAAGAAGAGUAAACGGCUCCUGUACCGGUGGGCUCCUCAGCAUCCUCACCAGUACACACUGAUCAGAAUCAGCCGAUUUUAUGGGUUUCUUUUUUGUUUCUUUAUUUACUGGUUUGUUUGAGCCAGUCCUUCUGCAUCACCCAAUCACCGCACUGUGCUGUAUCAGAUGGAUUUAUGGGAAAUCUUCCUGUCCUGGAAGGUUUUUCUCCUCAUUUGUAUUGCCACUGUAUUUGUGUAUUUUAAAUUGUGUAAAUAAAUUAAUAAGUACUUGUA